AUUAACGCUAAUAUAAAUCUUCAUGACACAACCCUCAAUAAUUCAAACAACACGUAAUUAAUUUUUAAAUACACCGUAACUAAGUAUGGUAAUAAUUUAAAAGGAGAAAAUAUUGGGGAGUUCACGAAAACGCCCCAAAUGGCGUAACAUAUGGGGUGGCUACCAUUAGGUUACCUAGAGAUUGACCCUCCAACUCAAAAUAUAAACUCCCACUCAUCUGCCUUUCCUAACUCAUCUUCUCCUUCUUUAAUAUCCACACAAAUCUUACCAAAAAAAAUAAAACCAUUAAAAUUUUUGUUGCAACAAGAAGCAGUGAAAGCUAGUAUGAGUUUGUCCAAGAACAUCCCAAUCUUGGUGCUGAGGCUGGUGGCGUUGGCAGCCUCCGUUUCAGCAACGGCGGUGAUGGUCACUAGCAAUGACUCGGCCACCGUCUUCAACAUGAAAUUCGAAGCCAAAUACACCAACUCUCCCACGUUCAAGUACUUCGUAUUGAUGAAUGCAGUUGCAGCUGGCUACAGCCUUAUAUUGCUCUUCUUCCCUUCAAAGAACUCAUGCGGCCAUUUCAUCUUGGUUCUGGAUUUGAUGAUAUUAGUGUUGCUGGAUUCGAGCAUAUCGGCAUGUUUGGCGAUAGGGCAGGUGGGGAAGAAAGGGAACAGCCAUGCAGGGUGGCUGCCAAUUUGCGACCAAGUGCCUAAGUUUUGUGAUCAUGUGACUGGAGCUAUGGUUGCUGCUUUCGCAGCUCUACUCGCUUAUUUCCUCAUACUUCUCUACUCCAUUCAUAAUCUUAUGAAUCUUUUCACUCUCACCAACACUUAAUUUUUCUUUUCUUUUCUUUCACCAUGUUGUUGGCUUUCUUCAUUCAGAAUUACCAUGUAUGGAACUAUGGAAGGCAAUAUAAUCAUUAUAUAUAUACGUGUAACGCCAAUUUCUAUUUAUUCAAGUCACAUUAUCAUGUUUCAAUCUCAA
Molecule: messenger RNA, 966 nt
Organism: Salvia miltiorrhiza (redroot sage)
Lineage: Eukaryota; Viridiplantae; Streptophyta; Magnoliopsida; Lamiales; Lamiaceae
Product: CASP-like protein 1C1
Exons: 3
Coding region: 151-816 (221 amino acids)
Source: RefSeq, a predicted model, not a curated record